This is a messenger RNA of Argiope bruennichi, 4929 nucleotides long. Its product is annotated as early endosome antigen 1-like. NCBI's taxonomy places the organism in Eukaryota, Metazoa, Arthropoda, Arachnida, Araneae, Araneidae. Gene Ontology annotation, biological process: plus-end-directed vesicle transport along microtubule; positive regulation of autophagosome maturation. The transcript has 21 exons. The record is from RefSeq and is a predicted model, not a curated record. The coding region runs from base 379 to 4797 and encodes 1472 amino acids. Gene Ontology annotation, molecular function: metal ion binding. Gene Ontology annotation, cellular component: lysosome; late endosome; autophagosome.
UUUUCGUUUGUUGAUGCACGGGUUCGGAUAACAGGAAAGCAAAACAAAGAGUGUGUAUAGAGUUUCUUCUGAUAUUCGUAAACUGUAAACAAUUAACCCAUUCUUGAAGGUGCGUUUAAACGCUGCGACUUUUGGAUGCUCUCUAAAGAUCUCAUAUUCAGUAUAAUUGUGAUAAAAUGGAAUUAUGCUGACAAAUUCGUUGCGAAAUACUGGAAAUCAUGUGAGAUCUUAGAUAAUUUUAUAAUUAAUUUUCAUUUAAUCUGAAAAUUAAUUUGGAGCCCAAUGUGUGGAUGCUGUAUGCUUUUUCUUCACUAACGAGUUUAUUUUAUUUUUGGCCACCAAAAUGUUCCAAUAAUCAUUAUUCAAUGCAAGAAAAUCAUGUCAUCUUUCUCGAUAACAAGUAAAACUCUGUUGGAUAUUCAAGGGUGCAUUGAAGAGUUAAAGAGAGAUUUUUCAUUAGAAAAAACUCCCGUCAGUGAUGACUGUACAGCACUUCAUUGCUUAGAAAAACAGAUAGAAACUGUUUUGCAACUCAGAGUAAAAGGAAAAUCUGAUGUAUUUGUUCCCAAAAAAACUUACUGGGAUUAUAUCUGUGCUUGUUUUUGUGUAUCAAAAAGAUUUCAUGAAGGUAUAAAGUAUGUGAAGUCUAAUUCUGAGUUGAAAUCAUCUGUGGGAAGAGGUCGUGCUUUAAUUAGGUAUUGCUUGAUUCACAAAUGCCUUGCUGAUACUUUGCAAAUAUGUUUCUUUGAUGAAAAAACCACAAGAAACUUUUAUUUUGAACAAAGUCUUCCUCUUCAACCUAAACUUUGGACUGCUUUUAUUUCAUAUCUGUAUGACUUAAAUGAGAUAAACUUUGAUCUGAAUCCUCUAAGUUCAGAACUUGAUGUAUCUUGGCCUUCUUUUGCUAGAAAAAUUUUCCUGCCAUCAGAAUGUCAAAUUUUGCCUUUCAUGACUAUGAAUCUUUCUAACAUCAAAGACUUUUCUUCCGAGCUUACUGUUAAUGAGUUGUAUACUGGUGAUGCUUCAACUGGAGGAGAAAAUUCUGAAAAUAUGAAUAAUGAGACACAGCACCUUGUCGUUGCUAAUUCAGAAUUAGAAGCAGAUGUCCUUUAUUUACAGAAGAAGUGUAAAACUUUAGAACAAGAAAUUUGUGAUGCUGUUCAUGUAGAAGAAGCUUUGGAUAUGACUUCAAAAAUUGCUGAAAUCUCCAUAGUUGAAAAGAGCAUGGAUUCCGAUUCUAAAGUGUUGGGCAGUAAUUAUUGUGACGAAAAAAAGUGUGUUGAAAAUGCUGAAGAAUAUAUUAAUAAUGUGGAUACUGAACUUAAUUUCAAAUCUAAAUCUGGUGACAAGUGUAGUUGCUGUUUAAAGACUGAUUACUCUGAAGACGACAGUGGUAAAGAUGUUCAAACCUUUUCUACCUUAAAAAAAUCUCCCAAUUCUCCUUUAUUUUCCCAUGAAUCAUUAAUAACAAUCAAGGGAUGUGGUUCAAGUUUUUUAAACAAUAUUGAUUGUUCAGAUUUAUUCCUUCUGAAGAAAAUGGAUUGCCUUCUGCAAAGAGAAAGUACUGCUUUUGAUCCUGAAAUUGUAGACUUGAUUCAGGAUUUAGUUUUGGAAAUGAAAGUUCUUUUAAAUAGGUUAAAGAGUGGUAUGAAUUCAGUAACCGAUCCUGUUGUUGUUUCUUAUGUUACGCGGUUACAAAUUAUUAGGCAAUAUCUGGAAAAAAUUCUUCUUGUAGAAUUCAAAAAGUCAGUGGAGUGUAAAAUUGAAAAGCAAAAUUUUGAAAAAUAUGCAUUUUGCAUGAAAUCCUCUGCUUUAAAGCAAGAUAAAUUAAUUCAUUCUCUUUUUGAACAAGUUAAUUUAUGUGUGAAAGAGAACAAAAGUCUUUAUGAGCAACUUUGUAUUUUGAAAGACAAAUUACAAUCCUUUGGCUUAUUAAAACCCCAGGCCGAAAGCAAAAUAGAGUUUAAAAUCAGUUCUGAAAUAGUUAACCAGACUUCUGAUAUUAAUGAGAUCUCUGAAAACGAUAUUAAUUUAGAUAUUCAGUUUAAUAAUAAUAUGCCAAAUUAUUACUUGGAAACUUUCCAGAUUUUUAAAACAUCUUCAGCCAAUCUUUGCAUUCUAAGUACACAAGCUAAAAAUUUGCAAUUAUUGGUGGAUUCAUCACGUAAGUUAAAUGAUUACUUAAUAGAAAGAAUUCUUGAUCAAGAGUUGCACAUGAAGAGUAUGACUAAGCAGUUAGAAAAAGCGCACAAUCUUUUGGAAGUUACGAAGAAACAGCACCAAAAAUUGCAGUAUGUUGAAAAUAUUGUUAAAUAUGAUCUCCGAGAGAAACGUAGAUUUUUAAACGAAUUAAAACAGCAGUUGGAGGUGACUCAAGAAAACUGUAAUCUUGCAAGGGUGAAAAAUUUCAAGUCGGAAGCAGAAUGGCAAGAUUUAAGGAGAGAAUUUAUGCGAAUAUUUGUGAAUAAGCAGACCAGCGAAGAAAGUGGUUUUAUCGAUGACAGAGGAGGAGAAAGUGGUUUUAUUGAUGACGGAGGAGAAGAAAGUGGGUUUGUUGAUGAUAAAAGUGAAGAUAAUUGUUUCAUUAAGGAUAAAUGUAUAAAGGAUGAAUGCUAUGUUGUAGAUAACAAUGCACAUGACAAUGACGAACCUGAAAAUGUAUCAGAUAAUGAAGUUUCAAUAAGUAAUAGUGAUAUUGAAUCGAAAUAUCAAAAAAAGAAUCGCCUUCAAUUGAUAGAAGAACAGUGCCAAAUGCUUUGCACCAACGUGAAAAAUAGCUCUAAGAAAAGGAAAGAACUUGAUUAUAGACUAGAAUCUUGGUGCAAAGACAUUGAAAAUUCUCACAUUGAAACUUCUAAAACGAAUAACUUAUCAGAGAUCUUGAGUGCUAAAAAAGAAUAUAUGGAUAGUUCAAAUAAAGCUGCAAACGGAAAAAUGAACAUAGAUUUUAAUAGUGAUAUUGAUAAUUCAUCAUCAUCAGAAAUUGGGAGCUUUAUUUCGGAUAGUUGUUCUUAUAUUCCGUAUAAUUCCAGUAUAACUUCAAAAGGAUUUAGGCUUUCUUUACAAUAUUUAAAAACCGAUGAGUUGGUUUCUCCUAAACUUGUCGACUUAAAUGUUAGUAAGGUUCCUCUUGAAUAUGAAGAACAUCAUAAUGUUGAUUUUGGUCCAUUGUCAGAGGAACUUGAUGACAUUUACAACUCCAAAACCAUUGAAAAUGUUCGAGAAAGUUCUUAUUUUAGAUCUAUUGAAUCACUUGGAGGAAGUGAUAAAUGCGUAAUGGAAAACUCUGAUUCAGAAGGAAUGUCAAUUCAGAUGAAAGUCAAUGGGAACAGUUGUUCUACUGAAAAUAAAAGUUCUGGUCCUUCUAUGAAAUCGGACGAUUUGGAAAAGCUUGUUAUUGAACUAGAUGAAGAAAAAAAGUGUUUGCAGUUAAGAUGUCAAGAAUUACAGAUGAAAAAUACAGUGAUCUUAGAAAAUUUAAAUCGGAAAACGCAGGAGUUGCAGCUAACUGAAGCAGCUAAGGAACAAGAAAUUAUAGCAUUGCAAUUCCAGUUAAAUUCUGAAAUCUUGAAAUAUGAAAGAGCUAUAAAAGAAUAUAAUGAUAAUAAUGAAGGAUUGAAAGAAAUGAAACAGAAAGUUAGUGAUCAGGAACAGCUUAUACUAACUCUUGAAGAAACUUUAGCUGAAAUUGAAGUAGAGAGAGAAGGCGAAAAAGAACAUCAGUGGGAGCAGCUUCAAGAUAUUCAGCUUGCCCUCGCUGCUCGUGAAGAAGAAUGCUUUGCUUUGUCUUCUAAUAUCCGACAACUUGAAGAAAUUAAAAUGUCUAAUAUGAAGAAUAAAGAAAUGCUUGAAGAUGAAAUACUGCAUUUACGAAAUGAUAUUAAAGAAUUACAGAAAAAAAUAAUCAAGCUUUUAAAAGAGAAAGAUAUACUUUGGAAAACAAAUGACCGACUGAGAUAUUUACAUAAAAUUCAGAUCAAUGAUCGUUGGAUCGAUGAUCGUGAAGUUUCAAAGUGCUUGGGUUGUAGAAGCCAGUUUUCUUUUUUGCUUCGAAAACACCAUUGUCGUCAUUGCGGCAGAAUAUUUUGCCAUUCUUGUGCAAAUAACUGGCUGCUGACUCCAUCUAGCAGGAAGCAGAUACGUGUUUGCAAUGAGUGUUAUAUGCAGCAUAUGGAAAUAAAGACAGAUGUCAGAAGAGAUAGUAAUGUGCAGUAUUUUGAUGACAGUGACGAUGAAGCUGUUGAUGAUAUUUCAUUUAAUUUUAACAGAAGUAGUAGCUUUAGUUCAGAAAUGCAUCCAAGUAUUGCCGAUAGCAUCAUUUCUCUUCCUGCUAGGCAAGUAACUAACCUCAAGCAAAGAACGCACUUCACAAGCGCUCCUGAAUUACAUUUCAAUCAUGAAAUUCAAGAAGUUCCGAUAAAACGCUCUUUGAAUGAUCCAUCUCUGCCCUGUCACAUGGAAGUUGUUGAGAAUGACAUAAGUGGUAGUCUUCUAAUUAAAGCUAACGAAGAAGCUAUUUUACCUAUUUUCAAUGAAAUCAAUUCUACUUCAAUUGCUUGGAAUCUUGAACCACCUUCUGAAGCCAUUCCUAUUUCCCUUAUUUACGAAGAUACAACCCACUGUAAUCCGAAACAAACUGUGUUACAUCAAAGCUCUUGUGAAAUGGAUGGAGUUAUACAUUUAUCUUUGCCUGGGCUGUACAAGUUUCACUUCGAUAAUAAAUCAAGAUCUUCUUCCAUGGUGGUGCGUUACAGUUUCAAAGCUAGUGUUUUGAAGGAGCCAGAGAUUUCUGUUUAGUAUAUUUAAACAUAUUCUUGUAUUGAAUGUAUAUUUGCAAAUUAUUUAAAGCAUUAUGGCUUUUUUUCUUGACCUCUUGUUUGUUAAAAUUUUUUUUAUAUAUUUAUUGUGAUUAAAGUGCCUUGAGACAUA